GCAGGACGGCUGUACCGUAUGGUACUGUGGAGUGAGGGAGGAACUGUGAGCCACGGAGGGCCUUAUACAAGCAGCCGUGGUCAUGGCGAGAUCACUGGCUGGCUUGCUCGAGAACACCCCGCUCUAGUUUCGCAAGGUUUGGCAACCGGGCGCGAGGAGAGAUGGGUCUCGCCGGCGGCAUUGUCCGAAGGGUCUUCUCCAAGAGCCCGUGCUCGUCGGCCGGCAGCGGACGUGCCCACAGUGAGAAGGGCGCUGCAGAUCACCGGAGAAGAUGGAGCUCUCUCCGACUGUACCUAUGCGGCGACGAGAUGAAUGCAGCCCCAGAAGAUGACGACGACGAGACUCUCUCCGUCAAGAGCUUCGAGACCUGCGUGAUGCCGCAGGAGGCGCACGUCCCAGUGGCUCAACCAAGCGACGUGCACAAUGCCGAUGACAACACUGGGGAGCCUGAAGAUCAGAGGGUCCCCGGCGAGCAUAGCCACAUUGUUGCGCCAACAGAGCCGGCCGAGAAGGAAGGAGCGGCAACGCUGAUCCAGUCUGCAUUCAGAGGAUUCAUGGCGAGGAGGGACCUGCAGGAGCUGAGGAAACGCAAAGAAAUGGACGGCGGCGCCGACGAGCCCAGGAGCCCCACUUCGGUGUCUGUUGCGACGUCGGUGGUAGUCCAGGUAGGCGAGUCGGUGAGCAACCUCCGGCUAAGCGGCGAGGACAGCGCGUCGGUGCAGCAGCGGGGGAGCCAGAAGUCGCGGCCGCCGCCGCUGCCAGCGUUCAGAGUGAAGGAGGAGUGGGACGACAGCACGGUGAGCUCCAACGUGUCGAGGAUGAGGAUCCAGAGCCGGAUCGAGGCGACGACGCGGCGCGAGAGAGCCCUCGCCUACGCGUUCUCGCAGCAGCUUCGGAGCUGCGGCGGCACGAAGAAGCGGUCGGCGCGGCCGGAGCAGGCGGAGUUCAACGUGGGGUGGAGCUGGCUGGAGCGGUGGAUGGCGACGCGGCAGGCGGAGCCGGCGGCGGACGACUGCAUGAGCCGGAACGCGGACACGGGCUCCGCCGUGGCCGGGCGGCGGGUGGUGAUCGUCAGGCGGCGGAGCGACGUCGCCGUCGAGGAGAAGGAGAGCUGCGGGUCCAACGACGUGUCCGUCGUCAGCUUCGACGGCUCCAGCCUCGGCGGCCGGAGCGGGCUCAGCUGCCACAAGCCGGGCAGGAGCCGGCUCAAGGGCGCCCGGAGCCUGCCGCGCCGCAAGGUGGCGUCGUCGGACCACCGCCUCCAGGCAAGAUCACACAAGGUGAGCAAGAAAGGGCACAAGGAGCAGGCGCCGCCGCACAAGGACCAAGCCGAGGCCGACGGCUACGACGCCGCUUGCCAGCCGCCGACGGAUUACUGAGGCGGACACCGGAGCUCUGCGACCAUCUGCUGUGCAUACACUACGAUUUGGAUUUGCAACCUCAAGUAGCUGACGAUUUGUUUGGGUUUGCAACAGUCUGAAAGACUGCCACAUGUAAAGUUCUUCGCUAAAUGUUGCAUCAGAUGUCGCUGUCUCUAA
Molecule: messenger RNA, 1538 nt
Organism: Setaria italica (foxtail millet)
Lineage: Eukaryota; Viridiplantae; Streptophyta; Magnoliopsida; Poales; Poaceae
Exons: 6
Coding region: 162-1379 (405 amino acids)
Molecular function (GO): protein binding
Source: RefSeq, a predicted model, not a curated record